Funneliformis mosseae is the source of this 315-nucleotide messenger RNA. The record is from the annotation of a GenBank genome assembly. NCBI's taxonomy places the organism in Eukaryota, Fungi, Glomeromycota, Glomeromycetes, Glomerales, Glomeraceae.
AUGACUUUCGGUAAAGAAUUUACAAAUGCCGUUGAACAAAAACAGAUUGCUCAACAGGAAGCCGAAAGAGCAAAAUUCAUCGUCGAAAAGGCUGAACAAGAAAAACAAGCUUCAAUUAUUCGUGCAGAAGGUGAAGCUGAAGCUGCAGAAAGAAUUUCCAAAGCUCUUGAUAAAGCUGGUGAAGGUUUGGUAUUAUUGCGUCGUAUUGAAGCUUCUAAAGAAAUUGCAGCAACAUUAUCUGCUUCACGAAAUAUAACAUAUUUACCUGGUAGCCAAGCUGGAGGAUCCAAUUUAUUAUUGAAUUUGGGUGUAUAA